UGAUGACGACACUUCCGCGGGCAGCAGCUAAGAUGGCGAGCCGCGCGCUGUUGGUGGCGCGAGGAGGGUUCGACGGCGUUGCCGGCCUGCGUGGCUGCCUGUCUCAUUACCUGCAAGGUGCUCUAUUCACGCCGCCUUUGCCCUGCACAGCUUUCUAUGGGCAAACUUUCCUAGUGCGAAGUUUUGCAGUCGAAGCCAAAAAAGUAUACUUACGGGACAAGCCGCACGUCAACGUUGGGACCAUUGGGCACGUGGACCAUGGCAAGACCACGUUAACGGCAGCCAUCACCAAAAUUCUGGCAGAGGCUGGAAGUGCUCAAUUCAAGAAAUAUGAAGAGAUUGAUAACGCUCCGGAAGAGAAGGCACGUGGCAUCACCAUCAACGCCUCCCAUGUUGAAUAUACAACAGCUAACCGCCAUUAUGCGCAUACAGAUUGCCCCGGGCAUGCUGAUUAUGUCAAGAACAUGAUCACAGGGACAGCACCAUUGGAUGGCUGUAUCUUGGUGGUGGCUGCAACUGACGGACAGAUGCCGCAGACGAGGGAGCACCUUCUCCUUGCUAAACAGAUAGGAGUGAAGCACGUGGUAGUGUACAUCAACAAGGCCGACGCAGUAGAUGAUCCAGAGAUGGUGGAGUUGGUGGAGUUGGAGAUCCGUGAGCUGCUGACAGAGUUUGGCUAUAACGGGGAGACGACUCCUGUUGUUGUAGGCUCGGCUCUCUGUGCUUUGGAGCACCGAAACCCAGAGCUGGGCUUGAACUCAAUCAUGAAGCUGCUGGACGCAGUUGAUACAUACAUUCCUCUACCCCAGCGUGAGCUUGACAAACCGUUCUUGCUUCCCAUAGAGCACGUCUACUCCAUCCCAGGCCGGGGCACUGUGGUGACAGGUACCCUUGAACGUGGCAUUAUCAAGAAAGGAGACGACUGUGAAUUUUUGGGUCACAGCCGGAACACUCGCUCUGUGGUGACUGGGGUUGAGAUGUUCCACAAACAGUUGGAUCGGGCAGAGGCUGGUGACAAUUUGGGCGCUUUGGUGCGGGGGCUGAAGCGAGAGGACAUACGACGGGGGAUGGUCAUGUGCAAGCCAGGCUCCAUCCAGCCCCACCAGAAGGUUGAGGCUCAGAUUUAUGUUCUGAGCAAAGAAGAAGGUGGCCGCCAUAAGCCUUUUCUGUCAAACUUUACACCUGUCAUGUUUUCUCUGACCUGGGACAUGGCCUGCCGUGUAGAAUUGCCUUCAGGGAAGGAGUUAGUGAUGCCAGGAGAGGACACCUCUCUUGUUCUGAUACUGCGACAGCCCAUGGUCUUGGAGCAGGGACAACGGUUCACAUUGCGGGAUGGACACAAAACCAUCGGCACUGGAGUGGUCACAAAGACACUGCCCCUCACUCCAGGAGACGAAGAGAAGUGGGCAAAUUAAGAAGUCAUAUCCUUCAGAAACUUGGGAGGCUGUUUCCAUCCACCCGACAGGUAGACUGAGAGAAACCUGGGGUUAAAACUGUUGCGUAAAGGAGGGUAGUUGCUGUAGGCAUCAAAAUAUUGUGGGCAACUUUCCAGAGAAUUCUUCUGGUGAAACUAUCCAAUCUAAACUACUCUGCAAGCUGUUAGCCCUCCAGCCUUGGCAGGAGGGAGAGGGCACUUACCUAACAUGUUCUGCUCAUUUCAUGGGAGUGUUUGGUGGGAGGGGGGGGAGUUGGUUAAAUAAAAGACUUCAAAGCGGA
Molecule: messenger RNA, 1716 nt
Organism: Elgaria multicarinata webbii
Lineage: Eukaryota; Metazoa; Chordata; Lepidosauria; Squamata; Anguidae
Gene: TUFM
Product: Tu translation elongation factor, mitochondrial
Exons: 11
Coding region: 3-1415 (470 amino acids)
Biological process (GO): mitochondrial translational elongation
Cellular component (GO): mitochondrion
Molecular function (GO): GTPase activity; GTP binding; translation elongation factor activity
Source: RefSeq, a predicted model, not a curated record